AAGACGUUAGCAUGUGCUUUACCUGGCUUUAUAAUGUUAGUAGAGAAGCUAGCUAAUAUUAGUUUGUUCGGCUAGCUGUAAAUCCGUCCCUCUGUACGGCUGUUAACCCCUGUAACAACUAAUGGCGCUAAGCGGCUAACGUUAGUGAAAUGUAUUUUUGAUUAGUUUAAAGUGAGUCAGUUUAGUUAUUCGCCCGCAUAAGCUAGUAGCUUUUUGCUGGGUUAGCCAUUAGCAGUGGACCUGAGACCCUUCACUGUCUGUGUCCGCGGUAUGGUUCAUCUGGCUGAUUGAUGGGGCUUUUAAGGAUCAUGAUGCCGCCCAAGAUCCAGCUUUUGGCUGUUUUGGCGUUUGGAGUGGCGAUGCUGUUUAUUGAGAACCAGAUCCAGAAUCUGGAGGAGUCACGAGCCAAACUCGAACGCGUCAUUGCCAGACACGAGGUAGCUGAGGUAGAGCAGCGUCACAACGAGGACGUCGGGCGGGAAUUAUCACCAGUGGCAGAAAAAGACGACACGGUCAUCAUCUACAACAGAGUGCCCAAGACUGCCAGCACAUCCUUCACUAACAUUGCCUACGACCUGUGCGGGAAAAAUCGUUUCCAUGUCCUGCACAUCAACACAACCAAAAACAACCCUGUCAUGUCUUUACAAGACCAGGUGCGCUUCGUCAGGAACGUCAGCUCGUGGAGAGAGAUGAAGCCCGGCUUCUACCACGGACAUGUAGCUUAUCUGGACUUCUCUAAAUAUGGUGUGAGGAGUAAGCCGCUGUACAUAAAUGUGGUGCGAGACCCCAUAGAGCGGCUGGUGUCCUACUACUACUUCCUGCGUUUUGGAGACGACUACAGACCUGGGCUUCGACGAAGAAAGCAAGGCGACAAAAAGACCUUUGAUGAGUGUGUGUCGUCCGGGGGGUCUGACUGUGCUCCUGAGAAACUCUGGCUGCAGAUCCCCUUCUUCUGUGGCCACCAUUCAGAGUGCUGGAAUGCAGGCAGUAGAUGGGCCCUGGAACAGGCCAAAUACAACCUGGUGAACGAGUACCUGCUGGUCGGAGUCACUGAGGAGCUGGAGGACUUCAUCAUGAUCCUGGAAGCUGCGCUGCCACACUUUUUCAAGGGAGCCACAGAGCUCUACAGGACAGGAAAGAAGUCUCAUUUGAGAAAGACCACUGAGAAGAAGCCUCCCACCAAAGAGACAAUAGCCAAGCUACAGCAGUCUGACAUCUGGAAAAUCGAAAACGAGUUUUACGAGUUUGCACUUGAACAGUUUCAGUUUGUGCGUGCCCACGCUGUCAGGGAAAAGGACGGGGAACUUUAUGUCCUGGCCCAGAGCUUCUUCUAUGAAAAGAUCUACCCCAAAGUGAACUGAGUGUAGCCAGAACAUAGUGACAAGGGCCACACAGGCAAAAAUUCUAUUACAAGUCGUAAACACUGGGACACAAAGAGAGACACUAAGUGAUGCUGCUGAACGUUGGAUUUGUUGUUCCUGUACUUUUCCUGGGAUUCUAAUUUUGACCCUGGUACAGUACAGAAAAGCCUUUUCAGGCCAUACAGUGGAAUUUCUAUGAGGAAUGUGUCUGUUCUUUUUUUAUUGCCGUGCAGCUGUUGAGAAAACCUAACAUGGAUAAAGUGUCUGAGCUGCGAGGAAGAAUUUCUGCUCAGUUCAGGCUGAAGCGGUUUUUGAAUGUGGUGCAUCUCAAAACCCAAACACAAGGAUUGUUAGGAAGCGAUGUCUUUGGUUUCUGGGUUGGACCACUGAGAUAAAAGCAGCAAACCUCAACAUGUUUUUCAGUUCACUGACGGAAAAUGGAAACGAGCUCAUCUGGUUUAUGUGUUUUUGUUUUUUUGCACACACGCUUUAGGUGCACCAGUACUUGUUUACAAAUUACAAAAGAAAUAACGGUUACAAAACAAAAGAGAAAACAAAGCUGCGUUUGUCAGAGUGUAUUAACAUGCAGUGGUAUGUUUAUGGACCAAAUGGUAGCAACAGAAAAUAGAUCGGACCAUUGCAUCCUUUGGUACGUGACUAGUAAUUUUUUAUCUCAAUUUUUUAGACGUUUAACACAUUGUAUGAAUAUUUUAUCACAGAGGUAGUGAUGUGUGUCUUUGCUAUGACUGAUCGCUGCUGUUUCUUAGCCUGUGAAAGGACGAUGAGGAGCAGGAGAAAGGCUCUGAUCACCAGUGAGAGGAUCGUGUGAGUACAGGGUUAAACUGAGCUUUGGUUCACAGGGUUAUUUCCAGCAGAGAGAGAAAAGGUGAGAGGUUGAACUGACAGUGCCUUUAUAACAAUGUACAGGACAAUAUAUUUUUCAUUUUCAGUGAUCCCACAGUCAUGUUUCCUCUUAUCUUGAUGCCUUCUUAUUAACGGCACUUCCUGUUUUUGUUUUUGUUCUUACCACAUGAACGGCCUAAACAUAAAGACAAACUGCAAAUAUCCGUGCUCAUUUCAUUCUCAUUGAGUCUGCUGCUAGUUGCUGAUUGUGUCUAAUGUGUGUUGGUGUCAUGUGAAUCAUGAUGGCACUGUCAUUUAACGCCGGGGGCCUCGUGAGAGGCAGACUUUAUAAAUGAGACU
Messenger RNA from Toxotes jaculatrix (banded archerfish), 2564 nucleotides. RefSeq names its product LIM domain only 4b (gene lmo4b). Gene Ontology annotation, molecular function: heparan sulfate 2-sulfotransferase activity. The transcript has 7 exons. The coding region runs from base 291 to 1361 and encodes 356 amino acids. The record is from RefSeq and is a predicted model, not a curated record. Gene Ontology annotation, cellular component: membrane. NCBI's taxonomy places the organism in Eukaryota, Metazoa, Chordata, Actinopteri, Toxotidae.